This is a messenger RNA of Electrophorus electricus (electric eel), 4063 nucleotides long. RefSeq names its product TOX high mobility group box family member 2 (gene tox2). Gene Ontology annotation, cellular component: nucleus. Lineage: Eukaryota; Metazoa; Chordata; Actinopteri; Gymnotiformes; Gymnotidae. Gene Ontology annotation, biological process: regulation of transcription by RNA polymerase II. The record is from RefSeq and is a predicted model, not a curated record. Gene Ontology annotation, molecular function: chromatin DNA binding.
CUACAUGACAAAGCAGAGAGAGAGAGAGAGAGAGAGCGCCAGUGGGAAAAUAGAUCAAUACUAAAUCCAACAAACUGCGUUACCGUGAUAGGAUGUCAACGUUUCAUUAAAAAAAACCAAAAAACUUAAAUGCACUAGUUGUCAAGUUGCAGUAGGUUCAUAUUCAGAAAGCGGCUGUCUAUGCGGACUGCAUUUUCCUUGCCUAUAAAAGUGAACUUUUAGUCGCAUUUUGUCCGCGUACGCUUCUAGUUAGAAAACUAUACUCAGGUAUCGUUGCACGAACUGUUUUUGCCGAAGCAAAAACCGCGAACGGAUGUGAGGAAAGAGUGCUUGGAGAGAGACUCAACCCCUUUUUCUUUCAAUCGUUCUGUUUCUUUUUGUUUGGGUUAACAAUAGAGCGAGAGAGAGCAGAGGGAGAGAGAGAGAGAGAGAGAGAGAGAGAGAGAGAGAGAGGACGAGGACUCACAGACGCUGAACCUGUUUUCAUGCCUUCAGUCUAGCGGAGCGGGCGAUGGAUGUGAGAUUUUAUCCUGCACCCCCUUCAAGCGUGGGCUCCUGUACAUUACCUACUGAUUCCAGCCUCGCCUCUCUGGACUAUUAUCACUGCAACAAGAACAGACACAGUGUAGGAGACCGUGCUAGACUCUACAGCGGUUUGUCCGUGAGGCCCAACCCUGACGGGAAAAGACUGCCCUCUUCAGGGUUUGAUGGUGAAAACAUGUACAUGAAUGAGAACAACCAAGAGUUCCUUUCCCCAAGUCAGAACUACUCUGGGCAGGGUGGGGGCAGCGGUAACGGAGGAGGCGGGGGCGACGAGGACUAUGAGAUCCCCCCCAUAACCCCACCAAACCACCCCGAGCCACCUCUGCUGCACCUGAUGGACCCAGAGUCCGGCUACCUGUGCCACUCGCUGCCCCACAACGGCCUGAUCAACCCCUACUCCUACCCCGAGCUGCCUGCCCUCAUGAUGUCCAAUAUGCUGGCCCAGGACGGUCACCUCCUCUCCAGCCAGAUGCCCUCGAUGCAGGCGCUGGCUGGGCAAGACAGCAGCCACUACCCCCCACCCCGCCACGCCCCCAUGCUAAGCAGGUCUCCUAGGAUACUGCCCCACCCCAUGAGUGCCCUGUCCCAGCUCAGCUCUCAGAUUGGCCGAGGCUCCUUUACCCAUGGUUCCCCCUCGUCACCGGGAAGUCAGUCGGCCACGCCCUCUCCCUCGAGCUCCGCCCAGGAAGAGGAGGCAGAUUACCACACAAAGAUCACAGCAGAGAAGAGACCAUCAUCAGAUGCACUCAAGCCCAAGCCCAAGCCCCAGAAGAAGAAGAAGAAGAAGGACCCGAACGAACCGCAGAAGCCCGUGUCGGCCUACGCGCUUUUCUUCCGUGACACGCAGGCGGCCAUCAAGGGCCAGAACCCCAACGCCACCUUUGGUGAUGUCUCCAAGAUCGUCGCCUCUAUGUGGGACAGUCUGGGGGAGGAGCAGAAGCAGGGGUAUAAGAGGAAAACAGAAGCAGCUAAGAAGGAGUACCUGAAGGCCCUGGCAGCGUACCGAGCUAGCCUGGUUUCCAAGACCUAUAAUGACCCAGUGGAGAGCAAAACCGCCCAGUCCAGCCAACCCUCGUCGCACAUGAUGCCCCCCAACCCGCCCCUGUACAGCGUGCCCCCGCAACCCUCCUCCCCCUACCUGGGGCCGAGCCCCUUCCCCCUGUCCGACCUCCAGAGCUACGCGGCCGGAGCGCCCCGCCACGGGCUGCCGCGCUCAGCCAUGCUGCCCGCCCUCAGUGCCUCCCCUCCGGCCUCCUUCCAGAUCAGCCCCCCUCUCCACCAGCAGCUCUCCCUGCACCAGGGCUCCCUCCUCAACCAGCCAAUCCGCAUGCAGCAGGUCCAGUCACAGCCAAUCAUCUCUCACCAGAUGGGCCUCCAGGCCUCCCUUCACUCCCCGCCCCCAGGCCAGCAGGGCUUCUCUCACUUACAGUCUGAGUAUCAGAAAACUGUGGGUGGCUCUCAGUCUCCUGGGGCUCCUAACCCAGUGGGACAGAACCCUGACUGGGACAGCGACUACUGCAAUCGGGAGUGUGGAGGAAGCCACUGCAGUGGCAGCAUGAUAGGCAGGGACAAGCCACUCUACCUCACUUGAAGUGAACGGAGAAGAAGAAAAAAAAGACGACAAAAAAAGUGAUGAAGCAACACCAGGGAGUACCCUACACCUCUCCACCCUUCCCUGCCGCCUCCGUUUUUUUUUCCCUCAGUGUCAUUUGCAUUCGUUUUUAGCAGGAUGUGUGCGCGUGUUCUGAAGACUACUAGUGAGCCUCUCGUUUUUUGCCAAGCACUUAAAAUGUACAGGCCUUCCGCCAGAGGCCUCUCACGGCACUCCUCCUUUCUCUGAAUAUAAAAAAAAGACAAAAAAGAGAUAUAUUAAAGGGAAAAAACAAACAAACAAACAAAAACAAACUACCAUAAAACUGGCCCUCAGGGCAAAUGAGCUUUAACUAAAACAGAGGAAGCCCUUCCUCUUCUCGGUUCCUUUUUCCUUAUCUUGUUUUUAUGUUUUAUUUAUUUCUAGCUUGCUAUGUUGCUUUUUUUGGUUUUGUUUUGUUUUUUGUUUUUUUCUUUGCCAAUAACAGGUCCUGUACUGUAGAGAAAUACCCUUCUGAUGAAGUCAUCAAAGGCCGACAUAUUACUGUAGGUCCACCUGACGCUCUGUGAAUUUUGAGAAGAUAUUAGUAAGGACAGAAAAGGAGGGGGGAAAGAAAGAAACAAGUGAAAAGAGAAAUGAAUUUAACAACUUCUUUUUGUAAUUUUAAAGACCUCCAUAGGUCUUUAAUGAUCUGUCACAGUGUGAUUGUAAAUAUCACUUUUUUGGGAUGAAAUUGGGAAAAUGAAGUCCAGAUAUUUUUUUCUUCUUUAAUAUGACUUAUAAUUCAUUAAUUUGUAUUUUAAAUGGUAUCUUGUGAGUGUGUGCUGGUAUGUUCCUGAGUGAGUGCGAGUGUGUGCGUAUGUGUGUGUUGUAAAAAUUGAUCAGCCUGUGCAGGUGAUAUCAGAGGAGUGUUUCACACAAACACAAUCUUGCAUUAAAUCUGUGCUCACUGGUGAGAUUUUCGAUUAAAAGCAAAAACCAUCAUGAACUCUAUGACCUGGUUCUCCACUUGGGUUCCCCAGAGCAACACUGGCCAAGUAGGUUAGACAAUAACCAUGAGAACCCAGUCUGGUUCUGCAGAGGCCCAGAAGAGGAGCUUUUUCUAACCAGCUUGUUUUAGGAAACCAACUCUUAUAGCGAUUUGAUUGGCUUUGCUAAUUAUCUCAGGUUGUACAUUUCAGACUGAAGAAAAACGGGAACAGGUUUCACUGGAAUGGGACCCCAAGAAUUAAAACACGCAUCUGAAUUUAAAGGCAAUUUGAGUAAUUCUGGUCGGACUGAUAAUCCCAAACCAGUGCAUUAUUUAGAGGUGAACAAAAAUGUGCUCAAUGUCCGAUAUUACAGCACACAUUUAAAACAACAGUGGGUCUAUAGUUUUCUAGUAGCUUUGCUAGGUGUUAUAUUGUGUUGAUCUCAUUCUUAAGUUUUGUGGGGAAAAAAUGAAAUACAUUUGAUCAUUUAGUCAAGCUUUUCUUUCUCUCACUGUAGCAUAAUAUUUUAGUUUGGUAAAGAGAAUAACUUUUAAGACAUUUAAUUUGUGUACAAACCUGCCAAUUGUAGUUAUUUUAUUUGUAAAGCCAGUAAUGAUAAUUAUUUUAAAUUGUUACCAACUUAUCUUUUUUGCAAUUUGCCCAUCAGUUAUUUAAUUAACAGGUUUCCUAUCUAUUUAUGAACAAAAUGAGAUCAUUUUUGCUUAUAACUACAUUAUUUGAAUUUUCUCAUUUGUUUGUUUUUGUUUGUUUUUGUUUUUGCUCUUUUGGUUUGAUGUUGAUUGCUUUUUUUUUUCCUUUUUUUUUUUUUUUCCUUUUUUUUUUUUUUUUUUACCCUUUUUUAAGCUGGCCAUUCCUUUCCUGGCCAGCCAGGUCAUUUUGUGUCACUAUGCCUUUUUUGUUUCAUUUGUCCGUAAUAAAAAAAUGUUAAAGGUGAAAA